Arachis duranensis is the source of this 802-nucleotide messenger RNA. RefSeq names its product glyoxylate/hydroxypyruvate reductase HPR3-like. The transcript has 3 exons. Gene Ontology annotation, molecular function: glyoxylate reductase (NADPH) activity; NAD binding; hydroxypyruvate reductase [NAD(P)H] activity. Lineage: Eukaryota; Viridiplantae; Streptophyta; Magnoliopsida; Fabales; Fabaceae. The record is from RefSeq and is a predicted model, not a curated record. Bases 1 to 717 code for a protein of 238 amino acids. Gene Ontology annotation, cellular component: cytosol.
AUGAAGCAGAAAGGAUGGCGGAGUCUGAAGAAGAAUAGACGCUGGUGGCUGCUGCAGAACGGGACAAUCUUUACUAAUUUUCACAACAUAGCCGUCGCGUUGCUCAUCGACGUCCACUUCAAGAUCUCUGCCGGCGACCGCUUCGCUAGAAACUGGGGUCCAUGUAAGCCCUUGGCUUCUCCUUCUGGAUCAAAGCUAGGAGGCAAGAGAGUUGGGAUUAUUGGAUUGGGAAGAAUUGGUGGGGAAGUUGCCAAAAGGCUAGAGGCCUUUGAUUGCAUAAUCAUGUACCAUUCAAGGAACAAGAAUCCAUCAGUCUCGUACACUUUCUACUCCAAUGUGGUUGAUCUUGCCUCUAACAGUGAUGUUCUUAUACUUUGUUGUCCAUUAACUGAGCAGACAAAGUACAUAGUCAACAAGGAAGUAAUGUUAGCAUUGGGGAAGGAUGGCAUUAUUGUGAAUGUUGGAAGAGGAGCUCUAAUUGAUGAAAAGGUAUUGGUACAAUGUUUGAUGAAAGGGGAAAUAAGAGGUGCUGGUUUGGAUGUGUUUGAGAAUGAGCCUAAUGUUCCCGAGGAACUUUUUGCAUUGGACAAUGUUGUCCUUUCACCACAUGCUGCUGCUUACACAUUAGAUUGUUUCAUGGAUGCAUGUGAACAUGUAGCAAAGAGUUUAGAUGCCUUCUUCUCAAGUAAAUCCCUUAUUAUUUCUCCAAUAACAUGAAGAAUUCAGGACCACGUUUGCUUUUGUGGUUUUGUAAUUGAAAUAAGGCCUUUCUUGGUUCAAUGAUGUCAACUGGUCAACCCUA